CACGUGUUGUUUUAGUAACUCAAUUGAACGAUAGAUAGUUUUGUCUUUAGUUGGAGAAUAUUAAUGUCUUUCAUACACUAUAAUGUAUGUCUCAAGUGCAAAGUGGCUUGAAAUGUAAUAGCAAACUCAAAAAGUGCCUCAGAAGGUAAAUUUUUCUAGAACAAAUGUUUAGCCCCUGGCGUGAAAAAAAUAAAGCAAAAGUAAAAAGGAAAAAAAAAGAGAAAAACAAAAGAGAAAAGAAAGGAGCGGUAAUAAAAAGUAGCGAGAAAGCCAAUUAAUACAAACAAUAAUCUGUUUUUAAUUCUUUUUCAUCUCAAAUGCCAUUUUCAUUUAUCUUCUUAUCUUCCUUUACAAAAAAAUAUAAAAAGAUAAAAAAAAACCAUUUCGAAAAGCUCACCUUCUCUUUCUUCUUCCUUUAAAACCUCACUUAGCCAGCCUUUCCCGUUGACAAAGGCAACCCUCAUACUCUCUUUCUCUCCCUCUCCUUUACUCUCUCUCUCUCUUCCUCUCCCUCUCCUUUAACUUUCUCUCUCUAAAUGGAUGCUCUUAGCUUUGUGAAAUUUUGGCUAACCAAUAACACCAACGGCAAUAAACCCCGCCGUGAAAUCAGAAUCUCAGAAUCCGCCGUCGAAUCCUCUACCGCAUUGGGAGACUCCGAAGUUGAUCUCUGCGAAGAAGACGAUUCUUUCUUCGAGCUCGAGAUCUCUCUCUCCGACUUCUCCUUAAAGAAAAACAAAAUUCCUGAAGAAACAGAAGAAAAACAGAACACGUUCCCUGUCUCCAAAAGCAAAGUCCUCCCUUUCGUCGAAACCACCUCGAAACCUCAAUCUCCAAUCACUCUCCUACAACCCAGUGAAAAGCUCCGUGCUUUCUCCUUCAAGAAGUCAACGACGACGGAGAAGAAAGAACCCAACAGCAGAAGCCUCAACGUAAGGUUCAGAUUCGAAGACGAGACAACGAGGUGUGAAGACUCUGCUUCCUCUGUUCCUUCCUCCUCAAAGAGAUUCUUUGAUCUCAUCAAGCCAUUGUACAAUAAAACAACGAAAAAACAGAGCAUCAACAGUGUGUCCACUUCUCCGGCGUCUUCACCGGCGGCGAGAGAGAAACAGAGGAGUAAUAUUACUCGAAGUGUGAGGAGACAACUUGGGAAGAGCCGGUCGGCGUCUGCGACUGUCGGAGCCAUGUCUCCGGUGAAGAGACUCGACGAGUCUUUACAAGUGCAACAAGAUGGGAUUCAAAGUGCGAUUCUCCACUGCAAGAAAUCGUUUCACGGGUCGAGAGAAUCUUCUAUGUUGUCCCGAUCUACUAGUGAAUCUUCCUCACAAGAGAAGCUCAGUACUUCGUCUUCUGAAGAUUCGUAUUUGUUUUCAAGAAUGUCAAGCGAUUCAAUGUCGGAGAAAUCAAUCGAUAGUCUGACUUCAAUCAAGGAACAGAGGGAGAAGAUUAGCGAUUAGCUUUAAUUUUGUCAUAAGAAAGAAAAAGAAAAUUAGAUCGGUCCAUCGGAGGAAAUUUAGUCUUUUAAAAAUUAUUGUAAAAAAACGUAGUUUGAAGUGGUGAAUGGUGAUGAUGAUGGCAAAACAGACAAAUCUUGUUGCAGGAUCAGCAGAGUCUCAGAUUAGUGAUGGCUCUUUCUUUUGCCUUUGUAUUGUGAUGGAUCAUUAUGUGAAUCCUGACACCUAGAAAUUUUAAAAAAUAUGGCAAAUAUUUAUUUAUUACA
Molecule: messenger RNA, 1717 nt
Organism: Brassica napus (rape)
Lineage: Eukaryota; Viridiplantae; Streptophyta; Magnoliopsida; Brassicales; Brassicaceae
Product: membrane-associated kinase regulator 5
Exons: 3
Coding region: 537-1454 (305 amino acids)
Cellular component (GO): plasma membrane
Source: RefSeq, a predicted model, not a curated record